Molecule: messenger RNA, 813 nt
Organism: Phytophthora sojae
Lineage: Eukaryota; Oomycota; Peronosporomycetes; Peronosporales; Peronosporaceae
Exons: 1
Source: RefSeq, a predicted model, not a curated record
AUGGCGAGAGGACGAGGCAAACAAGAUGGAGGGCGUGGUGAUGGAAGUCGUGGUGAGGCGACGCGUCACUCGCGCCGCACGCAAGGACUGCUUGCGGAAGAGCACAAGGACCUGGAUGUCAUCAGCUGGGAGAAUCGUGCGCGGAAGAAGGCAGAACGGGACGCCAAAGCGGCUGCAGAGCAAGAGCAGAAGACCACCGAGAAUGCUGCCCAAGACGACCAAGUGUCGACGGAGGCGGCAGAAUCGGCCCCAAGUUCAAGCUCCAAGCCUGGAGGUGUCGAAGAAGAGCAGGCUCAAAACCCUGAGUCUGCGCCGGCAUCUGAGGGAGGCGCCAAUGUGGGUGAGCCCCCGGCGGCGGAUCGAGUUUCGGACUCUCCGCCGCCGGAUCAAGAUGUGGAAGUGCUCAAGGUAGUUCCAGCCAAGGUCAAGGUCGAAGUGAUCGAGAUCGAGGAUUCGGAAGCCGAGGCGGAGUCAGCGCUUGAGGAUCCGGAUGCGUCUUCGCGCUCGCCGCAGAGUUCGUCAAACCCGCCCCCGUCAUCGUCGCAGGAUCAAGCCUCUGGAUCCAAGGUGUUGCCCCAAGGUGAUGCCUCGAACCCGGCUCCAGCACCUGAAGGCCAGAACGCGGUAUUGCGUUCGAGCCCAAGUCCAAGUGCGAGCGAGGUCCAGCUUGAUGAGACGGCGGCGAAGAACUUCGUGGCUCGACAAGUGUAUCGCUGGGAGCUGAUGCGUUCUGGACGCGUCGUUCCACCUUCGGUUGAGUACGCUUGGCCGACUCCGCGUCCAGACUUCACGGCCUGGCAAGAAGCUACCAUG